Molecule: messenger RNA, 2427 nt
Organism: Ilyonectria robusta
Lineage: Eukaryota; Fungi; Ascomycota; Sordariomycetes; Hypocreales; Nectriaceae
Exons: 3
Coding region: 10-2100 (696 amino acids)
Source: RefSeq, a predicted model, not a curated record
CAAGGCGAGAUGGAACACGCUGGGCCCUCCUCCCAGAGCACACCCGUUAUCGGCAACGGCGCUGGGGACCGACUUAGCGCUCCUGGCGGCACCGUGAACAAGAGCACAGGCACUGGUAAUCACUUCACUGGGGCUAAUUUCUCUGGACCUGUGUAUUUUGGCACAAAGGAACACUUCGAUCCUUUACAAGAAUGCUUAAUAUCGCUGGCUUUUCUAGAAAUGGACAGUCGGUUCUACGAUAUCGAUACCGCCGCACAGGGAACAUGUGAGUGGCUACUUCGACACGAAAUGUACACGAGCUGGGCUUCUCAUGAUCGAGCCCUGCUCUGGAUCAAAGGGAAGCCCGGUUCUGGGAAGUCCACAUUGCUGCAAUACGCUCUGAAAAAUGCCAUGAAAAAACCCAACACUGGAAAGAGAGCCUUGAUCCUCUCAUUCUUCUUCCACGGUCGUGGUACUGAACUCCAAAGGACGCCGCUCGGCCUCUUCCGGGCGCUCCUUCACCAGCUCCUCAGCCGGGUCCCUGACGCACAGCCGGACCUCGUGGCCCACUUUCAACAACAGUGCGAAACUCGUGGCAAGCCGGGUGAGGGGUGGCAGUGGCAUCCGCGUGAGUUACAGCGCUUCUUCGAGUCGUCGCUUCUGAAGGUCUUGAAGACUCGCCCAUUCUGGUUAUUUAUCGACGCCCUGGACGAAUGUGGCGAGAAGAUUGCGGUCAAGCUAGUCGAGGAGUUCAAGUCCUUGCUCCAGAGGCUCCCGUCCAUCGGGUUGAAGCACAUUCACAUCUGCUUCACUUGUCGUCACUACCCGAUUCUGCCAGACCUAGAUGGUACGCUCCAAAUAUGCACAGAAAAAGAAAACAGGGAAGAUAUAUCGACUUUCGUGCAAGACAAGCUCUCUUCGUUCCGUGGACGAACAUCAUCUACGAUUCCAGAAUUGAUCACGAACCGCGCCGAUGGCGUUUUCAUGUGGGCGUGGCUUGUGGUGAAGCAAGUUCUGGUCCUCGAGCGAGAGGGUGCCGGACCAACAGGGAUUGAGGCCAAAAUCCGUUUAGUCCCUCAGGAGCUGGAUGACUUAUACCGCGAACUCAUCCGAAACAUGGGCUCCGACUCUCUAAAACUCAUCCAAUGGAUCUGCUUUGCCACGCGGCCUUUGUCACGAGACGAAUUGCGAUGGGCCAUGCUUGUCGACGCCGAUUGCCCACACCAGUCAUUGUACGAAUGCCAGAGCGCAGGGGAUUACAUAUCCGACGAUGACCGGAUGAAGAGGCGAGUUCAGGCACUCAGCCACGGCCUUGCCGAGGUCAUGUCAGAUACGAAUGUUGUCCAGUUCAUCCACCAGUCCGUCAAGGAUUUUUUCGUCGAUAAGGGCCUAUUGGCUCUGGAUAAGUCCGCUAAUACCGACCUUGUAGUUAGAGUCGCACACCGUCGGCUUUCUAGGACCUGCAUACGCUACUUGGCGAUGGAGGAGAUCGGUCGGGCAGCAAGUCACGAGUGUUACCGCUUAAGAUCUAAGUUUCCUUUCCUGUAUUACGCCACGACCUCAUGGGUGGCGCACACGAAGCAAAGUGAUGCUAGAAGUAUCCCUCAAGAGGAUCUUCUGGACUAUUUUGCAUGGCCAUCAAACUCUCUUAUAGAACGAUGGGUGUGUAUUUACAGAAUAUUGGGGAGAUAUUCUGAUGACUGUCCGCCAGAAGGGACUAAUCUUGUACACGUUAUGUCGAGGUAUGGAGUGGUAGGAGCGUUGUAUGCCAUUUUAAACAGGGCAGACCAAGUUAGCAUUAAUAUCGACGCCAAAGAUUCGAAUGGCCAGACGCCACUUGGGGCCGGACGCCGCUGUUGUGGGCCGCCGAGAACGGGCACGAGGCCGUCGUGCGGCUGCUCCUCGACCGGGGCGCCCACGCCGAGGCGGUGGACCAGAUGGGCCGGACGCCGCUGCGGUGGGCCGCCGAGAACGGGCACGAGGCCGUCGUACGGCUGCUGCAAGUCCAUAUUGCUCAACCUUCGUCGACUAUGUUGCCUUGACCUCCACCCCACCCCAGUGGGGCCUACUGGAAACUGCGUAAGUAAAGUCAUUCCGAAUAUUGGAGAUACCCAUGAGUAAUUCAAGUCGAUUAGUUUCCCUCAGUGUUGGUCCGAUUUUGCUAUUGAUAUAUGCAAUUACCCAGCGUCACGAGCAGUGCCUCAGGAUAUUCGAUCAGGAAACGUCUCUCAGUGUUUGCGCCGAAAUUUGCCGGCAACAUCCUGGCCUCCGCUGAGCAUUGACACUUUGAACUUCCUGGUUGAUCAAGAAUGGCAGCGUCUUCUCAAAAUGGUCUGAUAUAACACCCCGUAUGCUUCUAAGGCGCUCAGCUUUGAAUUGCGGACAAGUAGCCUCCAUGUGUUUUCAGUUUCCUCUUCGUCCCUUAACACCUCAAGUACCAGCGCUUGC